GGAUCCUGUUCGCCUGCCCCGUUCCUCAGCACCCUCUCUGUAAAAUUAGCGAAUACUGCAGCAAGAAGUGUGUGUGUGUGUGUGUUGUGUGAGUGUUUGUGUGUCACGAUCAAGGGGAUCCAAAUCGGUGAAACCGACUCAGCUGGCUGGCGACAGAGAUGGCAGCCAUUCGGAAGAAGCUGGUGAUUGUGGGAGACGGAGCGUGCGGGAAGACCUGCCUUCUCAUCGUGUUCAGCAAAGACCAGUUUCCCGAAGUCUACGUGCCUACGGUUUUUGAAAAUUACAUCGCUGAUAUCGAGGUUGAUGGAAAACAGGUGGAGCUGGCACUGUGGGACACUGCGGGCCAAGAAGACUAUGACAGAUUGAGGCCUCUAUCCUACCCUGACACAGAUGUCAUCCUCAUGUGCUUCUCCAUUGACAGCCCUGACAGCUUAGAAAAUAUUCCUGAGAAGUGGACGCCUGAGGUGAAACACUUCUGUCCCAAUGUCCCAAUCAUCCUGGUGGGGAACAAGAAGGACCUGAGGAAUGAUGAGCACACACGGAGAGAGCUGGCCAAGAUGAAGCAGGAGCCGGUCAAGCCGGAGGAGGGCAGAGACAUGGCAAACCGGAUCAGUGCCUUCGGCUAUCUGGAGUGUUCCGCCAAGACCAAGGACGGCGUACGGGAGGUGUUUGAGAUGGCCACUCGGGCAGCCCUGCAGGUCCGCAAGCGCAAGAAGAGGAGCGGCUGCCUGCUGUUUUGAGUAACACGUGCAGCCGGCCAGUCCACACACCACAAAAUCAACUGACCAACAGGAGGAAAAAAAAAAAAGAAUACAUGAAAGGACUGACCUUUUACCAAAUGGCAUCUUCGUACUGUAUCUUACAUUUCACGGUAACAGGUGGAUGACCGAAAAGCAGUUCUGAAGCAUAACCUGAAACAGGAAAAGGACUAUGUCGACACUACAACAUUGGUUAGAAAUUGAGGUUUAAAGCUCAUUGUUGAUUUUUUUUUGGUUUCCUUGAAUGGCACAAUCUGUCUUUACACAUUUUUUCCUACUUGUCUGUCUUUUUAUCUGUCAUUUAAGGAGGCAGUUAUAAAUGCACAUAUUUUUAUGCAAUAUUGUUCUCCACGAGUUUAGGCAAGCGUCCAUCCCUCCUAGCUUUGUAUACACUGUCCUCUUGAGUAAGGUCCUGUCCGAAGUGUCCCAUUGAUAUCAGUCCUGUCAUUGUAGCAGUCGUGCUAAGGGGAUGGAAUUUCCUGGGGAUAUGUUUUGGCCACAAGAGCCAGUGCCUUUUUUGUUUGAUUUUGUACACCAUCAUCUAGUGCUCAUGUUUGUCAGAUUGCUAACGUUACAGCUGCGGGCCUCUCCAUUGUACUGCAGCUCAUUUUACACAAUGUUGUCGUGAAACUUGAGUCUAGCCAUAACUAAGGCUUUCAGCGCUGUUGACAUCUUGUCACCUGCAACAAAUGGUUGCUUGUCUCAUUUCAGUGGGUAGGAAACAUCAGCAUUCCUGUAAUAGCAUUCAGUCAGCUCACGUUGAGGAUAAGAUCUUACAGCUUGCUGCUUCUGUAACGUGAUAUAUUGUUAAGACAAAGAAUUGAUCUGCCCGUGCUGCAUAUGACCUGAUUAUUGACAUGCAUCGCUCAUAACUGUCCCUCAUCUGUGCAAUGGACCCAGAUGGGGUUAUCAGAAGUGGCCAAUUGAGACACAAGCCAGUAUGACUCAACUAUGCACAAUGGCUGUUUGGACCGACAGGGAGAUGACACAGCUCAAACAGUCAUCACAUGAAGGCCCAGGCCUGGUGAAGCUCCCUUGUUUGCUUGUUAUAGGUGGGUGAGGUCACAUCAUCCUCUGCUAGAAUGCCAGUGCGCUCGUCACCCCCGCCGUGGCCUGUCGGGCGGCGGGACGGGUUAGUCCAGUCCCAUAAAUCAUGUCUUGUUGCAGAUUUUUGCUUGUGGAUAUCAGUGUUUCCAGUCAGGCAACAUUCUUCACAUUUUUUGGUGACAUGUUUGAGAGGAGCAGAGUUUGUUUUGUUCCCCAGUGCCUUCUCUGUUCUGACAACCUGUGUGCCUUUGGUGUUCCCUCCCAGAGCAGACAGACGAGCUGCUUCAUGCCAACAUGACACUGACGUGGUCAGGGCUCAUCUCUCUGACAUGUUUCACAAAGUCAAAUCUCGAACGGGGAAAAACAGCCUCGAUACAGCAAGAGGCGUGGCGACUUUCUCCAAGUUUCUGUCCUCACUACAAGGAAAUAUAGUCUCACCUUUAGUACUUGGCAGCGCGGCUGGGUUACACUGCUGUGCAAUGCACUAUCUCCUGGAAUGAGUCAUGGGAAAAUGACAUAACCUAAAACAUUACAUGUGUACUUAGCAUUAUCAGAAAACAUUUGGCCACAGCUUAAAAGAUCCUCUUUGAUGUUUUGGAGUUGUGGAAUGACUGCCAAAAAGUCAGGGGUGUGCUCGAACUGUAAGGACACUUGUGGUGAGUCGGGGAUUAGGCUGCUUAUGAUAUCCAGACAUUCUUGGUCUUCAUCUUGAUCUGUUUCACUCCUGGGCGUGCAACAUUCGAGAUUUUAUGUUUCAUGUGAAAGGGCUGCAUGUUUUUCAGAGUGAUGUUUGUUGAAACUGAAUUGUACUGUAGUAGCUCUUGGAGAGAUGCCGGAGAGUCCCGAAAACCAUUCCUCUCGUCCCGCUUUUUGCUCACGUGUCCUCUCAGAAUACCCCAUCGUGACCUUGACCUGAAAACAUAAUGGCUUGAAACACAAUGCUUGAAAGGCCCAGCGACUGUCCUCAGGCACAGAUUCUUCACAGCAUUCCUUUCCUCCGCCUCUGUUGCCCAUCUGUUCCUCGGUUGCAUGUCGUGGUCAGUCCAAAGGAGGGUCGAUGUUGAGAUGUCUGUUUAAAACAAUAUUUUAGGUGUUGCAUGCCACCUCCUUGUAGUCCAUUAUGCCGGCACAGGAACACCAACUACCAGCUGGCUUGGCUGGUAUAUGUAUUUCUUCAUUGAGUAUAUAAUAUGUCACAUGUGAUGCGAGUUUAUACCCUCUAUUGGCCAAGCAAUGUGCUUAAACAGUGAAGUGGAGAAGCUACAGUAGUAUUUAAACACGCAGGCGCUUUGUGGAGCAAAUCCUAGGUGUACUUUCCACAGAUCAGAUACGAUUUUUCAUGUGGAAUAUUUUUUUUUUCCUGUUGAGGAGUUGGGGGGGCAUAGUUUGCAAUCACAGAAACACGCACCAGAUUAAUGCUGUUACCUCAAAUAAUCUACAUAGAGUGGAAACUAUGUUUUAACUUGACUCUGUGGAUUAACGUUGACAACAAGCACACUAAGAAGGCAAGAAUAAACAGAUGAUCCUUAGCAGUGAGAACACGUGGGCCUUCCGUUAUCUGUUACAUAGUUGUGUCAUGUGGCAUGAUGUUCAAGGGUCUCACCAAUAUGAAUGCCAAGGAAUUCUCGAGAACUAGAGGGCAUUUGACCAGGAUAGUUGAGUAAGACUCACAGCUUGGAGUACAGAGUGACAAUGAAAGCAUUCCCUUAGAGCAGCAGAGGGUCCAGUGCUGAACAUAUCACUACGAGCAUGUAUACUGCUGUUGUGUGUAUGCAAAUAAUGUUGCGCUAAAUCAAAACUUGUCCUUAUGAUGUCAAUGUAUGCAUGAGUUCAUGGGUCUUAUACAGCGUGCACACUGAUACACAAGCACUGACACACACGUAUACACAUACUUCUUUGGGAACAGCUUCUGCUCAGUGUUGUAACUUUUUCUCUCUUUCUCUGAAAGUAUUUGAAAUUAAGGAAUAAAGGAUCCAGAUUUAUAUAAAAGCUCAUUGUAAUAAUGCUUUGUAAACAAAGUGUUGUAGUGAAUGUUUGAUUUUAAGUGAACAUGAACAUUGUUAAUAAACUAUUUUUGAGACAAGGCU
Myripristis murdjan (pinecone soldierfish) is the source of this 3892-nucleotide messenger RNA. It is a transcript of the gene rhoca, whose product is annotated as ras homolog family member Ca. Gene Ontology annotation, molecular function: GTPase activity; GTP binding. NCBI's taxonomy places the organism in Eukaryota, Metazoa, Chordata, Actinopteri, Holocentriformes, Holocentridae. The record is from RefSeq and is a predicted model, not a curated record. The coding region runs from base 159 to 740 and encodes 193 amino acids. Gene Ontology annotation, biological process: small GTPase-mediated signal transduction. The transcript is spliced from 5 exons.